CUGGCGGUCACCUCUUCGCUGCUCCACACCAACCACCACGCCAACGCCGCUAUGCUGGGGGACGUCAACAUCUCCGCCAUCUUGGACUCCUUCAGUGUCUCUUAUGACAAACGAGUAAGGCCCAACUAUGGCGGUACCCCAGUUGAGGUCGGUAUCACUAUGUACGUGCUAUCGAUCAGCUCCCUGUCAGAAGUCCAAAUGGUCCGCCGGUCGAAGUGGGGGUCACCAUGUACGUACUGAGCAUCUCGUCCCUCUCAGAAGUCAAAAUGGGCCCCCAGUGGAAGUCGGAGUCACCAUGUAUGUCCUCAGCAUCAGUUCGGUCUCCGAAGUGCUGAUGGACUUCACGUUGGACUUCUACUUCCGACAGUUCUGGACGGAUCCUCGACUGGCCUUCCGGAAGAGGCCGGGGGUGGAGACGCUGUCCGUGGGGUCGGAGUUCAUCAAGAACAUCUGGGUGCCGGACACGUUCUUCGUCAACGAGAAGCAGUCCUACUUCCACGUGGCGACCACGAGCAAUGAGUUCAUCAGAGUUCACCAUUCGGGCAGCAUCACCAGAAGCAUACGGUUGACGAUCACUGCGUCAUGUCCCAUGAAUCUGCAAUACUUCCCAAUGGACAGACAGCUCUGCCAUAUAGAAAUAGAAAGCUUCGGGUACACUAUGCGGGACAUUCGCUAUAAGUGGAACGAAGGCCCCAACUCUGUGGGGGUAUCCAAUGAGGUGUCACUACCCCAGUUUAAAGUCUUGGGCCAUCGACAGAGAGCUAUGGAGAUUAGUCUGACCACAGGUAACUACUCCCGUCUGGCGUGCGAGAUACAGUUCGUCAGGUCGAUGGGCUACUACCUGAUCCAGAUCUACAUCCCCUCCGGCCUGAUCGUCAUAAUCUCCUGGGUCAGCUUCUGGCUGAACCGGAACGCCACCCCUGCCAGAGUGGCCCUUGGCGUCACCACUGUGUUGACCAUGACCACCCUCAUGUCAUCCACCAACGCCGCGCUGCCUAAGAUAUCCUACGUCAAGUCCAUCGACGUGUACCUGGGCACGUGUUUCGUCAUGGUGUUCGCGUCACUGUUAGAGUACGCAACAGUGGGGUACAUGGCCAAGAGGAUACAGAUGCGGAAGAAUAGGUUCCUGGCGAUUCAGAAGAUCGCAGAGAAAAAUUCGAAACAAGGGUUGGAGGGGCCGCACCCCCCUGUGCCUGGAGACCCCUCAGAUCACCCCACACUCCCCAAACAGACUGUGAGCGUCGCAUCAACCCUGCGACACAACUCCAAAACAUGCGCUGAGGUGCGGUUCAAAGUGCAUGACCCCAAGGCCCACUUCAAGGGCGGGACGUUAGAGAACACCAUCAACGGGAGAGCAGACGAGGAAGCCCCGGCACCGCAGCACCUCAUACACCCGGGGAAAGACAUCAACAAGCUGUACGGAGUCACUCCCAGCGAUAUAGACAAGUACUCGCGGAUCGUGUUCCCCGUCUGUUUCGUGUGUUUUAACCUAAUGUACUGGAUCAUCUAUCUUCACAUAAGUGACGUGGUCGCCGAUGACCUGGUGCUUCUAGAAGAGGACAAAUAAGCGACUGUCGUCGAACAAAGACUACGUUUUAAAGGUUUUACGGUCGAAUUCAGCUCAACUUACACUCUCGACAAAGAGGAUAAUAAUUUACGCACUUUGAGUUCAGUAUUGUUUCUAGUUUGUGGAUCGACUGUCGGUUUAAAAGGCUUUCUUAUGAUUUCACCACUUGUAAAAUACCGAUAGUUAGUCUAUAGCUAGGUUUAGAUCUAGAUCUCAAACUAAACACUCGGGUUAGUAAUUUGGUUUUGUAUAUUUUAUAUGACUUAUAUAACGUGUACAUAUUCCGAUGGAAAGCGAUACUGCAAAAGAUACUGCAUUCGAUCUAGCAGUUGCUCAAUAUUUUUUUCUUUCGUGUAGAACUACGAGUUUCGCAGGUACGAUGUACACUAUAGAAACAUGUCCAUCCAGUAGAAAAGUAAAAUUAUUUUGUUACCGGAAUCAAAGAGACGUUGUAUAUUUUCUGUCGAGUACAGACGGUUACUAAAAUGCUGAUGAGAGGUCUAUUCGUGUUACAAAAGCUCAAAUCAAAUUAUAUAGUUUAAAAAGGUUUUAUUCGGUAAUCGUUAGACGAUUGUGUAGUUACGUAUCGUAUUUUAUCUGUGUUGAAGGUUAAUUAUAGCGUUACCACCUCAUUUGAAACUCUCUGUGAUUUAAAAAGUUUUAUUGUAAAGAUUACUAUUCCGUUAGACGCGUUAGUAAAUAGUUACCACAGAUAGGGGUAUUGAAAUUAUUAUAGCCUACUUGAUGGCGGUUUUAUCUGUUCAUAGUCUACGUAUUAAAUACAGUGUUGACCUGUUGUAAAAUAUUUUAUCGUUCGAGAUCGCUGUGUUGGAAGUUUUUAUACUUUACUCUAAUAUUACAUAAUUAUAACUUUAGUAAUUAAAAAGUCUUAGUUUAUACGUUAACAAAUAAGAUGUACAAAAGGUUAACUAACGUAUAAAUCGAAGCAGGAUAGCGUCUAAUCAAAUAUAUAGAUCACCCGAUAUCUUUUAACUUCGUCUUUAUAUACAUAUAAAUAAUAGCACAGAAAGAAGAAUUACCGCAAAGGGUCACUGCACAGAAUUCUUAACUCGCCUAUAUAAACAGUUCUCACAAUAUAUAUUAUACAAUAUACAUAUAUACAUACUGUAAUGUAAUGUAUUUAUACGAACGUAUUCUAAAGUAAAGACUAGUUUAAGUGUGCACGAACCGAUGUCACCUUGUGCAUACAUGUAUAUACAGAUGUACGUAGAGAUAUUUUUACAUCAAUGCAAAUUAGGUUGGUAGCCGUGCACGGCUGCGCAGUGGCGGGGCUCAGUUGCUGCGCAGCCCCCCUCCCCUCCUCCCUAUGUUGUAUUGGUAGGGACCACUGUUUUAUACACUACUUUUUCAAACGUACCAUCUUCUGGGGUUUAUGGAGGCUUCAAAUCGGGUCUUUUAAUUUAAUUGUACAUUGCAAAACAGUUGCGCAUAGAACAUUGUUGUAAAAAACACAUUGUAUUGGCUGAAGUAAAGUGUAUGGUUAAUUAUAACUAUACUAAACUAUGUCUAUGAAUGUUGAUAACGCAGAAAUAGCACUAUCCACCGAUAAAUUCCAUUUAUUUUAAAACUUAACCAUAAACCAUUGUUUCUAUUGAUGUAAUUUUAUGACGAUUGUAAGGGCUACCAAUAAACUGUAAAAAGUGAAAACAAUUAAGCUAGACCAAUAUUCUCAGGUAUGUUAAAAUUAUGUGUUACUAUGUAAGAAUGUUAUAAGUAAUAAUUACUUUAAAUAUGUUAUCUAUAGUGAUCGAAAAUAUACUGCUAUAGUUAAAUCAUUUAUAAAACAACUUUAAAAUUAAAAUACCUUGUGCCAGCUAGAAGGACAAUACAAAUGUUGACCUUAACAAAAAUAGUACUAACUAUUGUUUGAUAGAUUUGCCACACAACAAAUGAUUGAAGUUUACAUAAGCCCCAACCUUAUUUGAGUCACCAUUUGUUUAGUAGUCAUAGAUUUGGUAAAUACAAAAUAUUUUGUUCGCACUAAGUGCAAUGUCAACAGAUAUAAAAAACAGUCAAUUUGUUGUUAAUAAGCAAAGAUAACAUAUAAAACAUGUUGUUAAAUUUAACCAAAUCAAGGUUAAGCCACCUUUAAAAAUUAUAAUGUAUCAUAAUGUAACUGUUAGUACAGAAGAGAAACAACCAUAGCAUAGCCUCCUCUAAUACAAGGCCGCGGCGUUGGUGUAUGGCAACGUCGCAGCGGCCGGCGCCAAACAUUGCGCAGAAACUUAGGCUUCAGCUGUUUCGGUAGGCCGUGGUUGCGGUGUUGCCACUUUUGUCACGCCGCGGCCUUGUAUUAAAAGAUACCAUGGUAGACCAUAGUUAUUUAAAAUUUGCACAAACAACCAUUCUAUUAAAUAGCUACCCGUCUGUGUCAUUGCAUUUCGUGCACUGUUUCAUUAUAAGUUUGUUGUAGUAUUCAGCUGAUCUAAGCUCAACAAUAAGUUUGUAAGAUAUGUUGAAAAGCUGUGAUUUUGUUAAGUACGGCUUACUAAGCUGUUUUCCUUACCCUCGUGGGAUAGACUCACCUUCCGACCCCUAAAGUAAAAUGUAACCUGAUUUCAAAUUCUCAAGUGUCCUAGUUGAUUUUGAAUGUUAUUUACUAGUUAGCUAGAUAUAAUUUACCCCAGCCCAGAGUCGGGUCAAAUACUUAAAUCGGUUGUGUUUAAAUACUCUACAAACAAAUUCUAAACGGAUUGUAUAAUUAUACAGUUCGAUGUGUAUAGGUUUAUGUUCUAGCGUAAGUUAGGCGAGAUUAGUUAAGUGGCGUACUUUCUUUAUAAUGUUGGACUUUUGUAGACGAUUUGACGCCGGAGCAGCAAACCGAUUCUGUAAAUAUGACAUUGUUUUUAAUAAAUUAUUCGAAAACAAAAUGAUAUUUUUGUGCUUCCUCAACUUAGGGGAAAGUAUAGAUACGAACAGAUAGGCUUAGGCCGUUAGAUGAGGCAUAGUUCGAUCAACCGACUUAUCUUUCUUUGGUUUAGUUAAGGCUCAAAGUAUUUUAAUCAUCAUGAAGUGUUACUGAGAGAGGGUGCUAGACGAUAACGUUGUACUUGAGGGCAAACCUGGGUGUGUGUUGGUUAGAUGAACUGACUCAUUGUGUAAAUUGUUUUAGAAACUGCCUCCUUAAUCUUGACUCAUUGGUGUAUAAUUAAAUAAACAAAAUAAUUACAACAUCUGUUACACAGUAAAAUAGCUCAAUUUGAUUUCAGAAAUCCAAGCUGUGCGAGAAAACGAUUUUCAUGGAAAAUAUUAGUAUAAAAUUAAAGAUUUGCCCUUUUCAAAAAAAAAAGCUAAACGUUUGUCACGGAUUUCUAAUUACGUGUAUUUUUAUUUCAAUGAUUAAAUUUAAUCGUAUGACUUUGCGCAAAGGAACCCCUGUGAAAUAUUAACAUGAUUUUAAUUGUUGUAUCAAAAAGAACAUUGCAACCCACAUUUUAGGUUCUAAGUUGCCUAAAUGAAGUAAUAUAAAACCAAAAAGUUUGUGGCAGUCGAACUUCUUUAGCUAUAGAAUUUUAUACACCAUGAUUCAAAUUAACUAUAAAUAAUUGAUAAACAAUUAUUAAUUUCUUAUUUUUAAGCGUUCAACCCAUAAUGCUAUUAAACUACUAUUGUUUUACUUACUACAGCUUAACAAGCCAAUAUUGUAAUAUUUAAAUAUUUUUUUAUUCAAAUAGAUUGCCUUAUUCUACUUCCAUGUACAUUAACCUAAUCGCUGUAGGAACAGAGGAAUUGUAAAUAUACUUGAAGGGUUAUAACUUUUUAAAAUGUCAAAUUAAAAGUGUUCCUCCAUUACAACUGCUCAUAAUUAUUACAAUUAAUUAAAUAAAUAAAUGAAAACAUAUUGGUGAAUUGACGAGUUAAAAUAAUCAUUUUUUCUUUAUCUUGUCAAUAAAAAUAGUAUUAAUGUUUUUCUUCCAUUUUAAGAAACAAAAAAAUUUUAAAUAGUCAGACCUCAUACUCUAUGACUUUUACAUAACCGAUUUGUAUGUAUAUGAAACAUAAUAAAAUGUAGGCUACAGUCAUACAUUUUGUGCUGAUAUUCAAAGUCAAUUACUAUCAAGGUUACUUUGUUAGAAAGUACAAUAUUAUAAGAUAAAGUAAUGAAUUGGGUAAAUAUUUAAAUUGCACCAACCAAACAUAAUUAUUGUUUUGAAAGAGAGCUCACAGGGAGGUUAAUUAACCAAAAAUCAAAUAAUACUGUUACAAAUAAAUUGUAAAACCAAAUAUUAAAAUUGUCUUGUAAACAUUAAAAGACGAUUGCAAAUUUCAGUGUUUAUUUUAAACUAAUAACAAUUUUAACCACUUCUUUUCUUAUGUGAACUUAAAUCUAAAAGCUCUAGCUGUUAUAGUGUCAACAAUUUAUUUUUAGUUAUUAAAAAGACACAUAUUUAAUUUAUUUAAGUAGUUUUUCGUGGCUCAUCAUGAAGUAGCUAAGAAAACUCAUUUAGAUCUGACUGGAAAAUUUAAAAUGUACCGUUUUUUUUUUAUUAAAAACUUAAACUUGGUUUUUCUGAGAUAUAGCCAACUUCCACUACAUAAAUCAGUAAAUAAGUUCAUAAUUUUGUUGAUUAACUAUUACACGAAUUAAACAACACUUUACGACAGGUAUAACAAAAUC
Messenger RNA from Macrosteles quadrilineatus (aster leafhopper), 6206 nucleotides. RefSeq names its product gamma-aminobutyric acid receptor subunit beta-like. The record is from RefSeq and is a predicted model, not a curated record. Bases 128 to 1567 code for a protein of 479 amino acids. NCBI's taxonomy places the organism in Eukaryota, Metazoa, Arthropoda, Insecta, Hemiptera, Cicadellidae. The transcript is spliced from 11 exons. Gene Ontology annotation, biological process: chloride transmembrane transport; nervous system process; chemical synaptic transmission. Gene Ontology annotation, molecular function: chloride channel activity; extracellular ligand-gated monoatomic ion channel activity; GABA-A receptor activity. Gene Ontology annotation, cellular component: synapse; membrane; neuron projection.